Chara braunii is the source of this 3797-nucleotide messenger RNA. The record is from the annotation of a GenBank genome assembly. Lineage: Eukaryota; Viridiplantae; Streptophyta; Charophyceae; Charales; Characeae.
UAUUGGACAGUCUUUUCUUUUCGAAUUUUGAUUUAUUUAAAUUCUUUCUUAAUUAUUAUUCUUUGCUUGAUUAGGGAACUGUUCAAUUUGGGAUCUGUCCGACCCUUCCCACCUGUCUGCCCCUACCUGUUCCUCCCCCUCUAGUCCGGGCACUGGGCCAGUCCGUCAGAUUGGCCCUCGAGUGACUCUUCAGACUUCGGGCACAGCAGUGCAUGACACUGCUCACUCGAUCACAGACCAAGGCCAUGGACCGGAAGGCGGGGGAAUCCCUCCUGAGUUAUGAGGAACGCCUGGCGGCAUUCAUUCAAGAGGCCAACGAUAGGGCCGCCGCCGCGGCCAAGGAACGUCAGCAGCUUGAACAAGAGGAGGAGGCCAAGCGACAGAAGGAGGAACAGGACCGACUUCGUCAAGAGGAGGCAGACCUGCAGGCGGCAGCUGAACACCGGUCACGCCAGCRGGAACGACUGUUCACACGGGAGACCGUGAUCUGCGAUGAGGCUGCACGUUGGAUGGAAGUGGCAUCUACAGACGAGGCCCCGGAGACUGAGAAAGGGCUGUCAGCCCUUGCACAGGUCUUCCACGACCUCGUGGCCACCUGCGCUCUGCAGCAAGAGGAAAUCCUCCACCUACAGCAGACAGUGGACCAGAUGCUCGCACGGCUGCAGGCGUUGGAAAAACAGCCAGCAGCCGUAGCAGCCGCAGGGCCUGCAAACCUUGCGACCCGUGUUCAAGUCUUGGAGGACGACGUCGGCAAUAUCAAGCGUGUGCAUCAGGACUUCAGGACGUCGCAGCAAGCAACGAACUUGCAGUUGGAGACGCAGGUCCAGGCGGCUGCCACCGUGACGCCCGCCGCCGCAUCCUUCAGGCGCCCACCCAAGCUAGAUGACAUUCCAGUCUUCUGCGAUCAGUCCAAGACGGAACCGAUCCCGUGGUGGCGCCAGUUUACUCUCCGGCUCGACRUGCACCAUGUCYCGAACAACGAUCGACAUCCGUGCUUGUACCACCGAUCUGGUGGUGCGUGUCAAGCAUGGCUGGACAACAUCUUGACCAGCCACGGCGUAGCAGUGUCGAAACUACACACCAAGCUCACUUGGCAAGAGUUGACUCACGCCUGGCACAAGCGAUUUCAAGUGGAGCCGCCCGACCUGCAAGCGAUGGACAAGCUCAACAAGCUCCAUCAAAACACGCUGCUCAGUCAGGACAGGAUCACCGAGUUUCAAAGACUCGCCUCCACACCUACCCUGCCGCUCGCAUUCCGCGCCAUCAAGCACUUGUUUAUCAUGCGCUCAUGUCCGGCGCUGCAAAACGCGCUUACGCAGAUUGCAGAGACACUCGACACAUCCGACAAGCUUUUUAGCACAGCGUCACGGAUCAUUCUGACAAAUAUCGAAGCCCGCAACGCAGGCCGAUCUUCCGCGACGACGAGCGGCACCCAGCUCAAGCCAAAGGUGGCUUGCAUUAUUUCUUCUGAGGCUGCAACACCAAACGAGGGUGAAGUGUUGGCAGCUGCCCGGGAUGGUGGCCGGCCGCGCAACAACCACGGCCGCGACAAGACGAAGACUCAAUCCACCUCGAUACCGAGCACCGGAUCAGCCACCGACGAACCUUGGGUACAAUACAGACUCUCGGCGAACUCUUAUCGCACGCGCCUCAAGUACCGGUAUUGCCUUUGGUGCAACAGCACCAUCCACGAUGCUGCACAUUGCCACACCAAGGGGAAACCCCCGGCACUCUUAUCCGCCGAGGUGUUACAUAUUUACGACCCGCUUCUAGCUACGCGCGUCACUACCGAUGCGUCGGGCUAUGGCAUUGGGGCCGUCCUUGAGCAGCACGACGGCACGGACUGGCACCCGGUCGAGUACUUCAGCAAGAAAGUACCUCCUGUGCAUUCGAUCGACGACGCACGGAAGAAGGAGCUUCUUGCCUUYGUCCACGCCCUCAAGCGUUGGAGACAUUUCCUCCUUGGUCGGAAAGCAUUCCGAUUGGUAACGGAUAACAAUCCGUUGGUAUUCUACAAGUCGCAAGACACGAUUAACAGUACCAUUGCCCGAUGGAUGAUUUUCAUCGACCAGUUUGACUUUUUCCCCGAUCACAUUCCCGGGAAGUCAAACCGUUUUGCGGACGCCCUCUCACGGCGACCGGAUCUUUGCACCGCAGUCUACUCUACCUUCGAGAUUGACGACGACUUGCGGGAGAGUUUCAUCCGCGGCUAUCAAGCCGACCCCCACUUUCGCGACAAGUACGCAAAUUGCUCAUCUCCGAAUCCGGUGCCUUCGCAUUAUCGGAUCCAAGAGGGCUACUUACUUGUGCAUUCACGAGGUAAGGAUCUUCUUUGUGUGCCGAGUGAUUCACACUUGCGCACACAGCUUCUUGGCGAGUUUCAUGAUACGCCCGCCUCCGGACAUUUUGGUGUCAACCGUACACUUGGCCGACUUCGCCAGCGGUUCUAUUGGCCCGAACUUCUCAAGGACGCCACCCGCUAUUGUGAGUCAUGCGAAGUUUGUYGGCGUUGCAAGUCACGCAACCAUCGUCCGUUCGGCGAGCUACACUCAUUACCAGUACCCCUUGGGCGACGGGAAGCGAUCGCUAUGGACAUCACCGGCCCCUUCCCAAAGCACAAGACCGGCGUUGAUGGGAUCUUCACGGUCGUCGACCGCCUCACCAAGUACGCCAUGUUUUUGCCUUGCCGCUAUCACGCAAAGGCACCGGAGUUAGCCGAGGUCCUAUACACCGGUUGGAUCCGCUCCAAGGKCUACCCCAAGGAGAUCGUUURCGACCGGGACACUCGCUUUCUCUCCGACUUUUGGGUCGCCCUCGUCAAACGAUGGGGCUCAUCRUUGAAGCCGAGUUCGRCUCGCCACCCGCAAACCGAYGGUCAGACGGAAAGGGCGCAUCAGACCGCUCAAGUCCUCCUACGCACUCUCAUCCGUCCUGACCAGGUUGAUUGGGUCGAGCGCUUGCCAGACGUUGAGUUGGCUUACAACUCAUCGAUCCAUCCGGCUAUUGGCAUGUCGCCAUUCGAGUUUGAGCAUGGUUCACCCAUCUCAUCGCCGCUGGACGCCAUUUUGUCGCGCACAGCCGAAAGCGACGACCAUCUUGCGUUCCUUCGUCGCAUGCAAGAGCUUCUUGUCAAGGCACGGGAUCAGAUGUCAAAGACGCAAAUACGGAUGAGCCGCCAAGCCAACCGCAAUCGUCUUCCUUGCCCGUUCCGCGCCGGCGAUCUGGUUUGGGUCUCCGCCGCGGAGUUCAGCCUUGAACAAGACAUCUCUCGCAAGCUCCUUCCCAAAUGGAUGGGGCCUUGGCGCAUUCUCUCUGCAGUUGGUGAUGAUCCCGAGGGGCCUUCAUUCCGCAUCGCGGUGCCACCUCACUUGCCCGUCCACACGGUGUUCCACUGUUUCAAACUCGCUCCUUUUGUUUUGGCAGAAUCCGACGAGUUUCCUGGUCGACGUACGCAAGACCCUCCUUCCAUGGACGGAUUUCAGGAGGCCGGCUACAUCAUCACCGACCGGCGCCAUGGCAACAAGGAAACGGAGUUUCUACUUCACUUUUCCUACUGCAGCCACAAGGCUGACCGUUGGYUGACGCGUUCGGAACUGCAGGCCACCGCCCCCGCAGUUCUCUCACGUUAUUUAAGCAAGGAGAAGACUACGCCGGGUACUUCAGCUCCCCGGCCUUCUCGCUACGUUCCGCCAUCAGAUCGACAGCUUCACUCGCGCCCCGGCUCAUCUUCAUAAGGAGGGGGGCUUGUUACAUGCUGAGAGCCUCCACACGGGCCCCUCACGGGACCCGAGGUUGGA